This is a messenger RNA of Arabis nemorensis, 747 nucleotides long. The record is from the annotation of a GenBank genome assembly. NCBI's taxonomy places the organism in Eukaryota, Viridiplantae, Streptophyta, Magnoliopsida, Brassicales, Brassicaceae.
AUGGCGGCGGGGAUCGGCUACGCUCUGGUGGCUUUAGGACCUUCUCUUUCACUUUUCAUCUCCGUCGUCUCCAAAAAGCCAUUUCUCAUCCUCACUCUUCUCUCCAGUACUUUGGUGUGGCUUGUGAGUUUGAUCAUCUUGUCGGGAUUAUGGAGGCCAUUUCUUCCACUCAAAGCAAAUGUAUGGUGGCCUUAUGCUUUACUUGUUAUCUCCUCUGUUUGUUUCCAGGAAGGUCUUCGAUUUCUCUUCUGGAAAGUUUACAAGAGUCUUGAGGAUGUCUUGGAUUCCUUUGCGGAUCGAAUCUCGAGGCCUCGCCUGUUUCUCACUGAUAAGAUGCAGAUUGCUCUUGCUGGUGGUUUAGGUCAUGGUGUGGCUCAUGCUGUCUUCUUUUGUUUGAGCCUCUUAACACCGGCAUUUGGUCCAGCCACAUUCUAUGUCGACAGAUGUUCGAAGGUGCCAUUUUUUCUCGUCUCUGCAAUCAUUGCUCUUGCAUUUGUCACGAUCCACACAUUCUCGAUGGUCAUUGCUUUCGAAGGGUAUGCAAUAGGGAACAAAGUAGAUCAAGUAAUAGUUCCAGUCAUACACCUUGCCGCUGGAAUGUUGACAUUGGUGAAUUUUGCAUCGGAAGGUUGUGUAAUCGGCGUUCCUCUUCUUUACGUUCUGGCAUCUUUGACUCUUGUGCAUUGUGGAAAAAUGGUUUGGCAAAGGUUGAUAGAAAGCCGGAACCAAAGCAGCCCUUCACUGUAA